This is a messenger RNA of Mycena citricolor, 3286 nucleotides long. The record is from the annotation of a GenBank genome assembly. NCBI's taxonomy places the organism in Eukaryota, Fungi, Basidiomycota, Agaricomycetes, Agaricales, Mycenaceae.
CCAGGCUGGAUUCGGCCUCCUUGAUGAUCUGUCCUGCUUCGAAUAUCGUUACGCAGUAAUUUUUUUUUGUCCUUGUGUGGCUGUUGUCGUUGCUUGCCGAGGCCCGAACGAAUCCAGUCAGGAUUUAGACGGACACGGACAAACGAAAAACGCAAGCGCACGUUACUGUAUUCAUACAUAUACGAUCCGGAUGGACGACGCACGACCUUUCCGACAAGGGCGACAAGACAAGCGCAAACGUGCCGCGUGCUUUUGUGCUCUGCCGCCGUUGACGACGACGCGACUGGCCAGCCCUUUCUGUCACUCACCUCGCCUACUUUGAUCACACCCAAUUGCCCGCACCACACACCCUCCUCUACCACUAUUCUUCCGUGCUAUCACUUAACAGCUCUCCCUCCUCCCCUCCCUCCUCCACCCCGAGUUGGUACAGGGGAUGGCCGCCACUGCACCAGCCAUAGGCUUCAACGCGCUUCCCCGCGAGUUGGCGAGCUACACUCUGUCUACGCAUGCGCUCAUGACGCCGCCUGCGAGCGAGCGGGGCCUUUGGGCGCGAAGUCUCCUGCCAUCCCACCCGCAUCUCCAUCCGCAUUCGACGCAGGCCGACCAGGAUCACGAAGGCUAUCACCACCAGUAUACGCACACUGAGAUGGGCAUGGAGCCGCGCACGUCUCCUGGAUCGCAGACGAGGCAUUCGUACCAGGGACACAGUCAGCUCUUGACACCCCCAGACGAUACCUCCCCAAUGGAUUCUGAGCCCAGAUACCGGUAUUCUACGGAUGGGCACCGCAACGCGUCGGAUUACGCGCUUUCGCAUCCCGAUCCACACCGCCAGUCCGGGGUGCGACAUCCAACCCCGCCGCCACCACCCCCAGAGCCCGAACAAGAGCCGGAACCGCUCGCGUGGACGCGUGAUUGGCUGGCGCAAUCGAGCUCCGCGCGCGACACGGCGCGUGUCGUUGCGGAACGCACUUGCGAGAUGAUCUGCUAUCUAUGGUUCGCCCCGCCGAAGCGCAAGGCGGCCGAAGAAAACCCCGAGGAUGCGGACAGGGAUCGGCUAACGGGGUCGAAAACGAAUGGGCUGCAGCUCGCCGCCAGCGCGACGUUUGUGCGGUUCGUGCAAAAGUUGCUCGAGACGACUCAGGUGUCGCAGUCGGUGAUUGUGCUCGCGCUACAUUACAUCCACCGUCUCCGCGUCGCCUCGGCCGGGGACGCGAACCAAGCUCAAGCUCAGCCGGGGUCGGAAUUUCGCGUUGCCGUCGCUGGGUUGAUGAUGGCGAACAAGUUCCUGGACGACAAUACGUAUACGAAUGCGACCUGGGCGUCAAUCUCGUUGAUUCCACUUUCGCAAAUCAACACGAUGGAGCGCGAGUUUCUCGCAGGCUGCGCGUACUCUUUGUACGUCAGCAAAAAGACGUACGAGGACUGGGGCCGGCUGCUGCGGGGCCUCGUCGGCGCCAGAGCGUCUGCCUCGAGACGCGGGGUCCGGCACACGCACCCGCAUGCAGUAUAUGCUACCCCACACCGCAGGACUCGCCGUGCUCCAAGUCCUAGCCCCGCGAUGCGACGAUCGAAGGGUGACGAAACAUUUGCGCGUGAACGAGCGGAAUGGGCGGAGGCUGAAAUGGAGAUUGGAUCGAAACGAUCAGCGGCCGCUGCGUUCAGUCCGCCUUCGUACCACCACUCUCAUCCACCUUCGCAUUCCCAACGACCUGCCCCGACGGUGCUCAUUCCCUCGUCUUUCGGGUCGACCUCGGCGCUGGAUUCCGCGGCGUUUGCCGUAACGCGGAGCGCCGGAGCGCACUCGUAUUCCCCCGUUGAAGGGCAGCCAUCGUACCACUAUCCUCAUCAGCAACACUCCCCGGCGUUGGGGACAGGCGGCGUUACACCGUUGGAACAUUUCGGAUCGUUGUCUCUCCAGCAUGAAGACGACGAUGGACGGAAGCGUGCGCGCCCUGUCUCAUAUCACCUUCCACCCGAAAGAGAUCGAGGGCGCAGUUCUGGGUUCACGUAUGUGCCGCCUGCGCCGAGCACGGUUGUGCAAUACCCGCCCCAGUAUGCUGUGCCGUCUUCUGUAGGACCAACCCUCGCGGUCCCUAUGGCACAAUCGCACUCGCAUGCAAGACAGCCGAGCUUUGGAUCCGGGCGUGGACCAGUGCCUACACUUGCUGCUCGAUAUGAAUAUGACUAUGCGGCAGCCGGUAGUGGUGUUGAGCAGGACUUGUACUUUUACGCGCUUGCUGCGUCACCCAUGUCAACUGUCGGAUCCCUUCAGGACGACGACCACGACGACGACGGCAGCAACUCUUCUGGCUGCUCGGACGAUGGACGGAGCGACUGGUCUGACGAGGAUGAUGUAGACAUGAUGACGGACGACUAUCGUUCUCCCCCGCCGCGAUCCCGGUCUCGUGCUCUGUCUGACGCUCGUGAACGAGAAGAACAGCGCGCGCGUGAAUUGCAGCGGGACCGUAUGCGGGACGAAACAAAGCGUUCGCGACUUCGCUGUGUUCUUCCUCGGCAGCAGCAGCGGCAAGUGACCCCGGUGGCUGAGUUGCACCCGCACCGGUUGUUCGCUGUCACACACAGUGCUCGGACGUCGCCCAUGACAGCAGCAACGCCGCCACGAGCCAUCUAUGCUGACCAUGGUGGACACGGACACGGACAGUGGACUCCGCCGCGGGUUGCUCUUCCCCGCUUCGCUGAGCUCGAGCGCUGGUCGUGCCACGCCCCGCGGCCAGUUUUACCCGAGCCGAACUCGCACCUCCAACAUCAGCCUCGCAGGGCUGUGUUUGCGAAUGCUGGUCCGCCGGGUGUGUCUGGUUAUGCUUACGCCUAUUGAAUGCUAUUAUCCUUAUAACCUUGACGCUUCUGCCUUGUCCAUCAUUGCCUAUUGCAUGCCUACUGUCUUACCUACAUAAAGUCCUUACUACAUUCCAUAAUACUCUUUUGCUCUUGCAGCACUAUUGUUAGCGUACAUACUUGAUGUAAGUCACGAGUAGCUGUUACGAUGCGUUGGCGUCGCGUUCUUCUGUUGAGAAUGUUUCUUCCAUGUUCCACUAGAACGCAACCUCUCGACCAGGACACUGUCCUGAAAUGGCAACAACAUACUCGCUCUUAAUGGUCAGCUCGGUGGAUUCAACCGGUCUGGGGUCGGAAGAUCACGAAGAAUCAAUCCAUCCCAGGCGAAUCAGAGAUAUGAGGGGAAGUAGUUGGGGCAAUGAGAUGUGAUUAGAAUGCACCUGGUUCAUUCAGCAGGGUCACGGCCUAUGCAUGCUGUUCUCUCCCCGGA